Messenger RNA from Saimiri boliviensis boliviensis (Bolivian squirrel monkey), 318 nucleotides. NCBI's taxonomy places the organism in Eukaryota, Metazoa, Chordata, Mammalia, Primates, Cebidae. The record is from RefSeq and is a predicted model, not a curated record.
AUGGAAUCUUGUGGCACCCACAAGACCACACUUAACUCCAUCAUGAAGUGUGACAUGGACAUCUGCAAAGACCUGUAUUCCAACACGGUGCUGUCCAGCAGCACCACUAUGUACUCAGGCAUCGCCAACAGGCUGCAGAAGGAGAUCACCAUCCUGGUACAUAGCACUAUAAAGAUCAAGAUCAUUGCACCUCCAGAGCAAAAGUACUUGGUAUGGAUUGGCGGCUCCAUCAUGUCACUGUCCACCUUCCAGCAGAUGUGGAUUAGCAAGCAGAAGUACGACCAGUCAGGCCCCAUCAUUCAUGGCAAAUGCUUCUAA